Messenger RNA from Momordica charantia (bitter melon), 2082 nucleotides. Lineage: Eukaryota; Viridiplantae; Streptophyta; Magnoliopsida; Cucurbitales; Cucurbitaceae. The record is from RefSeq and is a predicted model, not a curated record.
AUGGCUCCAGAUCGCUUAGAUUUACAGAGGAUGGAGAAGAAGAGUACAGAGAGCUUUAAGGAGUAUGCUCAAAGGUGUAGGGACACAGCAACUCAAGUCCAACCUCCUUUAACGGAUAAGGAGCUAUCUGCCAUGUUCAUCAAUACCCUAAAACAUCCUUUCUAUGAUCGGAUGAUAGGAAGCGCUUCCACAAAUUUCUCUAAUAUUAUGACCAUCGGAGAAACGAUCGAAUACGGGGUUAAACACGGGCAAAUAACCAGUACUACUGAGGAGUUAUUAGCUGCAAAAAGGCAAGUCAUUCCAAGAAGAAAGCUGGCACCUGUACCUGUAGAUCUGAUCCAGCCUCCAUACCCAAGAUGGUAUGAUGUGAAUGCUCGUUGUGACUAUCACGCAGGAGCCAUAGGACAUUCAACAAAGAACUGCACUGCAUUGAAAUACAGAGUUCAAGCUUUGAUUAGGGUAGGGAUCGAGUCGAAGAGUAAGGUUGGCGAUAUUACAAUCCCUUUGGAGGAACUAUUUGAAAAUCUCUUGGGUAGUGGAUAUGUAUCAGUGGAGUACCUAUGCCCAAACCUCAAGUAUAAAGAGUAUGAUGGAAGUCAGACGUGCCCGUUCCACGCUGGGGCAAAAGGUCACUCCCUUGAGCAAUGCAACCGUUUUCAAAAGAGAGUUCAAGAGUUGUUAGACUCAAAAGUCCUUACUGUUACAAAAUCUCAACUGAAGAAAAGGACAAAUGUCGUGGAAGAUAUCUUAGUUGCUGAGGGCUCAAGUGAUUCUCUUAAGCCAAAACCUCUCACCAUUUUUUACUGUGAAAAGCUAGAUGCACCCAGCUGCAGUCGGAAACCAAUCACUAUCACGGUCCCAGCUGCUUUCGAAGUAAGAGGUUUGACACGAACUGAGAGAUGUUAUACACCGGAUAGCUUGCUAAAGCGCGUGAAUGAGCCCGCUAGUGAAAAGAAUAAAGAGAAAGCAAGUGAGAAGAAGGAAAAAGCAGAGGAAGAUAAGAAAGGGAAGACCAAACUCAACAAGGAUAUUUGUGAUGAACUGGUGGAGGCAAUUGUUGUAAAGGAUGCAAGUCCUAAACAAUCCGUAUCCGAGGAAGAGACUCAAGAUUUUCUAAAGCUAGUGAAGCAAAGUGAAUACAAAGCUUUCGUUUCACAAGACAUCACCGUGGAUAAUUUGAGCAACGUUGUGGGGAAUAUAACGGCAUCUAGCUCCAUCACUUUUACAGAUGAGGAGAUACCACCAGAGAGUACACGACAUACCAAACCUCUCCAUAUCUCAGUUAAGUGUAAAAACUUCCUAAUAGCAAAAGUCCUUGUGGACAAUGGAUCUUCUUUAAACAUAAUGCCAAGAUCCACGCUAGAGAAGUUACCGGUUGAUAUGUCCCAUAUGAGACCUAGUACUGUGAUAGUAAGAGCUUUCGAUGGAGCUUGCAGCACUGUUGUUAGGGAUAUUGAGAUCCUGAUCCAGAUAGGUCCUUGCACCUUUGACAUAACAUUUCAGGUUAUGGACAUCACAUCAGCUUAUAGUUUCUUGCUGGGGCGACCGUGGAUACAUUCGACAGGAGCAGUUCCAUCCACUUUACAUCAGAAAAUUAAGUUUGCGGUUGACCAAAAGUUAGUGAUCAUAUCGGAACUAGAAGACAUUCUAGUCUCAAGGCUUGCUUCGAUGCCAUACGUUGAAGCAGUAGAAGAAGCUUUUGAGUCUUCAUUCCAAUCAUUCGAGAUUACAGAUGCUACAACUUUACAUGGGAAGUUUGGAAUACCUAAGCCACGACUUUUAGAGGCCACCUUUAAAGGAGAAAAUGGGAGCUUAGACAAGCUGCUGAAAAUGGCUAAGAAUACAAAGAAGUUCGGGUUGAGGUAUAAACCAAGUAGAGGCUACAUCAUUAGAGUGCGGAGUUUGGAAAAAGCAAAACGACUCUCAAGAUUUGAGAAUGAGGAGCGUGAUUACCCUAGGAGGAUUGUUCCACGUCUCAACCACUCUUUUAGAAGUGCCGGCAUAAUCCAUCAAGAGUACGAUGAGAGCUCUGCAGUGGCAGUAGUGACAGAAGAAAGAGAGCAAGUCGGACCUUUUGUCUGA